AUGUCGGACAUGGCGGCCCCUGUCUGCUCCUUCACGAGCGACUCGUCGGAGUGCUACACUGCAUCGUGGUACCUCAUCUGGGAUCAAGUACGCUAUUGGCUACUCGUGCAAGUACCCCUUCUUGCUUUCUCGAUUGGCUACGAGUGGCUCGAAGUGCCUUCGCUCAAAUACAUCGAGCAGCUCCGGAAAAUCUGUGACUCUCCGCUGACAAACGUCGUGAACUACCUCGUACAAAUUGUCACCAGCUUCUAUGUCUGCAUCAACUGGAUCGUACGUGGUGGGUCACUGAGCGUGAGCUUCUCGUCGUGGUCGAUUGAAUCGUUGUUCCUGAUUGCUACUGGAGUUGGCUAUGGGAUUCGAUGGUUGGCGGCCAAAAACAAAGUGACGUACGUGCUGCAGCUGCACAAUCUAUUCGACUUGCUGUCGGUGGUAGCCCAUUUCACAAUCUCGCUCCAGACGAUUGUAGUGGGGAACAAACACCUUCGGUCGUGGUUGGAUUUUGGCUUCAUCCGGUCGUACGUGGGAUACGUGGUCGUCGAUCAUUUGUUCACGCGGUAUCCGAACAAAACGUUCUUCUCGCAAGUGCUGCUUGUGACGUUCAAAGUAUUUUGUCUUGUCUUUUUCUUCGCUGCCGUGCUCUUCUCGCUUGAACAGCUUGGAGAGUUGCCACAUACCGACAGUUUCUUGCUCCAUGUGUACGAAUGCAGCAAUGCGGAUGGUACUGAGACGAUCUUGAGGCCAACAAAGACGAGCGUCGAUGAGUUCUCGUACUGUGAAGAGACUUGGAGUUUUUUCUCGUCCAUUUACUUCAUGUUCGUGACCGUGUCCACUGUCGGUUACGGUGACUUCUCGCCACAGACGGUGCUGGGACAGUUUACUGUCUGUAUUGUCAUCGUGUUUGGUAUUUACACCUUUGCGAAUGAAUCAGCCGCCUUCAUGGCGCUCUACGGCGAUCGACAUGGGACUUUGGUACGGUACACCGGAAUGAAAAAUACAGCUCACGUGAUCGUAACUGGAAGCCCGACUGUCGCUCAGACGAAGGAUUUCAUUCGCGAGUUUUUUCACCCAGAUCAUGAGAAGGCAUUCCAGGGUCGCGAAAGUGGUAGUGACGAUGACCACAACGAAGUAUACAAACCCGUGGAUGAGCAGCGCUUUACAAAAGUCUUUCGUUCGUGUUUUGGGAUCCCGUUGAAAAAUUACGCUCGAUACGGUAGCAUACAUGAAGACUAUGCUGCGAUGGAAGGAGGAAAAACAAUUAAGAACGAUGAGAACCGAUUCGUCACGCCUCUUGUUUCGCAAUGGAGGCAUCGAAGGGGGAGCUUGAUUCGUGAAACGCAUAUUGUGAUGCUCAUGCAGUUCGACGAAGCAGAAGGAGAUGGUUCCUGUUACCAGCGGGAGGUGAUGGACUUUGUAGAGCGGGAUCCCCGGUAUCAAAAGCGUGUGUUCCUCGUUCACGGGUCUCCACUACGAGAGGCUGACUUGAAGAACGCUCAGCUGGAUCGUGCGAUGGCUGUAUUCUUUCUACCAAACAAAAACUCCGACAAUGGAAACAAGGAAGACGCUGCUACGGUGUUACAUGUCCUAUCGGUAUCUCAGCACAAACAAGAGCAUACACAGUUAUAUGCAAUGCUAGCCAACUUCAACAAUCGGACGCUUCUGGAGGCCACGGGGCUGAGAAAUGAGAACCUGGUUUGUGCAGACGAAAUUCGUUUGGGUUUGAUGGGACUUAGUUGCCGAUGCCCGGGUCUUUCAACUGUGGUGACGAACCUGAUCACAAGCCGAAGUAGCGAAAUUCCCGGAGUCGCUCCGGAUCAGACUCAUCUGUUGAGACCAUGGGUCUCCGAAUACGUAUCCGGAGCUGCAAACGAGAUUUAUUCCUGCUAUAUGGCAAAGCACUUUCAUGGCAUGAAUUUCGUUCAGGCGACCCUACAUAUCCACCGCCAGUCAAAUGGGUUAGUGCUUCUGAUUGCUGUCGAGUCUGGUGGAGAGAUUGCGAUUAAUCCUGGUCGUUGGUAUCGCAUAGCGCCAACCACCAAAGCCUACUUGAUUGCUGAAUCAGUAUGUUCUCUCGAGCCAUUUGCUGGUACGCCGACAAUGACCAGCGUCGCUGCGUUAUCUUUGAACAUGAGCUUCCUACGCAAUCGCGGUAACUUGAUCCGUCGAGCACGUCAUGCACAACACAACGUUGAACGACGAAUUCCUAAAGAGGUCCGAGCACGCGUUAUGCGAUCCGCGGUUGGCGAUGGUUCACGUCAGUUCCCGUCACCACCGUCACAAGAGUUGCCCAGUUCCGGUGGCCACAUUGUCGUUUGCAGUAACUUUGGCAAUGAGAGUGGAGGACAGCAGUUUGUGUCUCGUCUAGUGAAUUUCUUGCGACCACUUCGAGCCCCACAUGUUGAGCGAAUGGUUCCUGUUGUUAUUGUGGAUGCAGGUGCUUUUGACAGCGUAUCAUGGCAUCAGCUGCGAGGCUUUCGGGAGGUGUACCACGUGCAAGGGUCACCCCAACGCCAUCACGUUCUUGUCGCUGCUGGCAUAUAUACAGCCUCCUCCAUUGUCGUGCUGGCGCAAGGCAAUGAAGCUGGCUACGAUGACUCGAAGGCAAUUUUCAACGCCAUUUUGCUAAGCCCGGCGCUACAGCGCAACCGGAUCUUCACGAUUAUUGAGCUCCGGGAUGCCAAAAACAACAAGUUCUUGGACCCUGUGUCCACGUUUGGUUUGUCACGCAGAAUUCGUGGAGAUGAUUUUGCGCGGAACACUGCUGGAGGAUAUGACGUGAAGUCACGUCCAUCGAGCUGUCACAGUCCUCUUUCGUCUGCACCACGUGGAAGUGCGUAUCUCUACCGGUCUUCCGCUGUCGCUAGAAAGCAGAAUUGGGUGCAACGCAAAACAUCGGCGGCGAAGCACGUAUUUCUCGCAAUGCAGACCUUUUUCCUAGGCCGUUUGAAAACUGCUGCACAACAAGUGAGCACGUUUGGCACUGAAUUAGACAGCGGUUCCAGCGCAACCAUCGAGGAGCUUUACACCGGUGACAACAGCGAGAUUUUUUUCCAAGAGCGAUUCAUGAAUGGCGCGUUGUUUCCUUCUUGCGUCGCGGACGAUCUGUUGAUACAGAGCUUUUUCAAUCCGUCGCUGAAUACGUUCAUUCGCAAAAUUCUCGAUGGAAAGAGCUGCUUUGUGUUGUACGAGGUUCCACAAGAACUUCGUGGGCGACAACUAAUGUAUGGAGAGCUCUUUGAGCACAUGACAUCCGGGGUGGCGCAUACUUUGCCGAUCGGGCUACUGCGAGUAAAAGGUGGUCCUGGAGCUGCACCCUAUCCGUAUGUUUACACGUGCCCGUCGUCCGAUACGAUUGUGCAUGCUGGCGACAAGAUCUUCGCACUGAUAAACGUAAUGGCCCUAGAUCGUCUAGCGAACAAAUUACAGCGUCGCUUUCGAAAACGCGACAAGCCGUCAAGGACGCUGCCAGACUUGGUAGAAAAGUUUAGUCAGUGA
Peronospora matthiolae is the source of this 3492-nucleotide messenger RNA. Lineage: Eukaryota; Oomycota; Peronosporomycetes; Peronosporales; Peronosporaceae. The record is from the annotation of a GenBank genome assembly.